Molecule: messenger RNA, 28969 nt
Organism: Porites lobata
Lineage: Eukaryota; Metazoa; Cnidaria; Anthozoa; Scleractinia; Poritidae
Source: the annotation of a GenBank genome assembly
AUGGGAAUACAGGGGGUUAAAAGGGGUUACAGGGUGUUACAGGGGGUUACAAGAGGUUACAAGGGGUUACAAGGGGUUACAAGGGGUUACAAGGGGUUACAGGGGGUGACAAGGCGUUACAGGGGGUUACAAAGGAUUAUAGAAACUUUAUUCUAACUAGAACGUUCCCAGAUACCUUUUCUUGGUCUAUUUUGCAUAAAAAUCAAAGUUGAAGAAAUCUCAAAUUUUUGACCAAAACGAUGGACUAACCCCUUUGAAAAAAUUCUAAUUUUGCGUUUUUCGUACACAGUUGUUUUUAUAGUCUUUAAAGGCUCCUUUUUUUAUCUAGAACGUCAGCAAACACUUUUUCUCGAUCUAUUUUUGAUAAACACAAAAGAUGAAAAAACUUCAACUUUUUGACCAAAAUCAUGGACUAUCCCCUUUGCAAAAAGGCCAAUUUUGCCUUCUUUGUAAAUCCAUGUUUAUAUUGUCUAGAAAGGCUUGUUUUCUAACGACAACGUCACCAAAUACUUUUUCUGGGUGUAUUUUGCAUAAAACGAAACGUUCACAAACUUUCAAAUUUUUGACCAAAACAAUGGACUAACCCCUUUACAAAAAUGCCAAUUUUGUGGGUUUUUGAAACCGAUGUUUUUGUUGUUCAGACAGGCUUGUUUGCUAUGUACAACGUCAAAAAUCGAUUUUUCACGAUUUAUUUUCACGAUCUAUGACAUGGGAAUACAGGGGGUUAAAAGGGGUUACAGGGUGUUACAGGGGGUUACAAGAGGUUACAAGGGGUUACAGGGGGUUACAAGGGGUUACAGGGGGUGACAAGGCCUUACAGGGGGUGACAAAGGAUUAUAGAAACUUUAUUCUAACUAGAACGUUCCCAGAUACCUUUUCUUGGUCUAUUUUGCAUAAAAAUCGAAGUUGAAGAAAUCUCAAAUUUUUGACCAAAACGAUGAACUAACUCCUUUAAAAAAAUUCUAAUUCUGUGUUUUUCGUACACAGUUGUUUUUAUAGUCUUUAAAGGCUUCUUUUUUAUCUAGAACGUCAGCAAACACUUUUUCUCGAUCUAUUUUUGAUAAACACAAAACAUGAAAAAACUUCAACUUUUUGACCAAAAUCAUGGACUAUCCCCUUUGCAAAAAUGCCAAUUUUGCCUUCUUUUAAAAUCCGUGUUUAUAUUGUCUAGAAAGGCUUGUUUGUUAACGAGAACGUCACCAAAUACUUUAUCUGGGUGUAUUUUGGAUAAAACGAAACGUUCACAAAAUUUCAAAUUUUUGACCAAAACAAUGGACUAACCCCUUUACAAAAAUGCCAAUUUUGUGGGUUUUUGAAACCGAUGUUUGUGUUGUUCAGACAGGCUUGUUUGCUAUGUACAACGUCAAAAAUCGUUUUUUCACGAUUUAUUUUCACGAUCUAUGACAUAGGAAUACAGGGGGUUAACAGGGGUUACAGGGUGUUACAGGGGGUUACAAGGGGUUACAAGGGGUUACAAGGGGUUAAAGGGGUUACAAGGGGUUACGGGGAGUUACACGGGGCUACACGGGGUUACAAGGGGUGACGUAGGGUGACAAGGCGUUACAGGGGGUUACAAAGGAUUAUAAAAACUUUAUUUUAACUAGAAAGUUCCCACAUACUUUUUCUUGGUCAAUUUUGCAUAAAAAUCAAAGUUGAAGAAAUUUUGAAAAUUUUUGAAACCGAUGUUUUUGUUGUUCAGAAAGGCAUGUUUGCUAUAUAAAACGUCGAAAAUCGUUUUUUCAAGAUUUAUUUUCACGAUCUAUGACAUAGAAAUACAGGGGGUUACAAGGGGUUACAGAGGGUUACAAGGGGUUACAAGGGUUUACAAGGGGUUAAAACGGGUUACAAGGGGUUACAGGGGGUUACAAGGGGUUACAAGAGGUGACAGGGGGUGUCAAGGCGUUACACUGGGUUACAAAGGAUUAUAGAAACUUUUUUCUAACUAGAACUUUCCCAGAUACUUUUUCUUGGUCUAUUUUGCAUAAAAAUCAAAGUUGAAGAAAUCUCAAAUUUCUGACGAAAACGACGGACUAACCCCUCUGGAAAUAUUCUUAUUUUGCGUUUUUCGUACACACUUGUUUUUAUAGUCUUUAAAGGCUUCUUUUCACAAAAGUUCAAAUUUUUGACCAAAACCAUGAACUAACCCCUUUGCAAAAAUGCCAAUUUUGUGGGUUUUUAAAACCGAUGUUUUUGUUGUUCAGAAAGGCUUGUUUGCUAUAAAAAACGUCAAAAAUCAUUUUUUCACGAUUUAUUUUUACGAUCUAUGACAUGGGAAUACAGGACGUUAAAAGGGGUUACAGGGGGUUAGAGGGGGUUACAAGGGGUUACAAGGGGUUAAGGAGGUUACAAGGGGUUACAGGGAGUUACAGGGGGUUACAAGGGGUUACAAGGGGUGACGUGGGGUGACAAGGCGUUACAGGGGGUUACAAAGGAUUCUAAAAACUUUAUUUUAACUAGAACGUUCCCACAUACUUUUUCUUUGUCAAUUUUGCAUAAAAAUCAAAGUUGAAGAGAUUUUGAAAAUUUUUGAAACCGAUGUGUUUUGUUGUUCAGAAAGACUUGUUUGCUAUAUAAAACGUCGAAAAUCGUUUUUUCAAGAUUUAUUUUCACGAUCUAUGACAUGGGAAUACAGGGGGUUACAAAGGGUUACAGGGGGUUACAGGGGGUUACAAGGGGUUACAAGGGGUUACAGGGGGUUACUAAGGGUUAAAAGGGGUUACAGGGGGUUACAAGAGGUUGAGAGCCGUUUCAAAGGGUUACAAGGGGUGACGUGGGGUGACAAGGCGUUACAGUGGGUUAGAAAGGAUUAUAAAAACUUUAUUUUAACUAGAACGUUCCCACAUACUUUUUGUUGGUCAAUUUUGCAUAAAAAUAAAAGUUGAAGAAAUUUUAAAAAUUUUUGAAACCGAUGUUUUUGUUUUCAGAAAGGCUUGUUUGCUAUAUAAAACGUCGAAAAUCGUUUUUCUCACGAUUUAUUUUCACGAUCUAUGACAUGGGAUUAAAGGGGGUUACAAAGGGUUACAGGGGGUUACAGGGGGUUACAAGGGGUUACAAGAAGUUACAGGGGGUUACAAAGGGUUAAAAGGGGUUACAGGGGGUUACAAGGGGUUGAGAGCCGUUACAAAGGGUUACAAGGGGUUACAAGGGGUGACAAAGGGUGACAAGGCGUUACAGGGGUUUACAAAGGGUUAUAGAAACUUUUUUCUAACCAGAACGUUCCCAGAUACUUUUUCUUGGUCAAUUUUGCAUAAAAAUCAAAGUUGAAGAAAUCUCAAAUUUUUGACCAAACAAUGGACUAACUCCUUUGGAAAAAUUCUAAUUUUGCGUUUUUCCUACACAGUUGUUUUUUAUAGUCUUUAAAGGCUUCUGUUUUAUCUGUUAUAUCAAAUCUAUUUUUGAUAAACACAAAACAUGAAAGAACUUCAACUUUGUGACCAAAAUCAUGGACUAUCCCCUUUGCAAAAAGGCCAAUUUUGUCUUCUUUGUAAAUCCAUGUUUAUAUUGUCUAGAAAGGUUUGUUUUCUAACAAGAACGUCACCAAAUACUUUUUCUGGGUGUAUUUUUCAUGAAACAAAACGUUCACAAGAUUUCAAAGUUUUGACGAAAACCAUGGACUAACCCCUUUGCAAAAAUGGCAAUUUUGUGGGUUUUUGAAACCAAUGUUUUUGUCGUUUAGAAAGGCUUGUUUGCUAUAUAAAACGUCGAAAAUAGUUUUUUCACGAUUUAUUUUCACGAUCUAUGACAUGGCAAUACAGGGGGUUACAGGGGGUUACAAUGGGUUACAAGGGCUUACAGGGGGUUACAAGGGGUUAAGAGGGCUUACAGGGGGUUGCAAGUGGUGACAAGGGGUGACAAGCGGUGACAAGGGGUGACAAGGGUUGGCAAGGCGUUACAGGGGAUUACAAAGGAUUAUACAAACUUUUUUCUAUCCUGAACGUUCCCAGAUACUUUUUCUUGGUCUAUUUUGCAUAAAAAUCAAAGUUGAACAGAAAGGAUUAUAGAAACUUUUUUCUAACUAGAACGUUCCCAGAUACUUUUUCUUGGUCUAUUUUGCAUAAAAAUCAUUGUUGAAGUUGAAGUUGGUUUUUGAAACCGAUUUUUUUGUUGUUCAGAAAGGCUGGUUUGCUAUAUAAAACGUCGAAAAUCGUUUUUUCACGAUUUAUUUUCACGAUCUGUGACAUGGGAAUAGAGGGGGUUAGAAGGGGUUACAGGGGGUUACAAUGGGUUACAAGGUGUUAAAAGAGGUUACAGAAGGUCACAACGGGUUACAAGGGGUUACCGCGGGUAGAAGGGAUUACAAGGGGUGACAGGGGGCGACAAGGCGUUACAGGGGGUUACAAAGGAUUAUAGAAAAUUUAUUCUAACUAGAUCGUUUGCAGAUACUUUUUCUUGCUCUAUUUUGCAUAAAAGUCAAAGUUGAAGAAAUCUCAAAUUUUUGACCAAAACGAUGGACUAACCCGUAAGGAAAAAUUCUAAUUUUGCGUUUUGCGUACACAGUUGUUUUUAUAGUCUUUGAAGGCUUCUUUUUAAUCUAGAACGUCAGCAAACACUUUUUCUCCAUCUAUUUUUGAUAAACACAAAAGAUGAAAAAACUUCAUCUUUUUGACCAAAAUCAUGGACUUUGCAAAAAUGCCAAUUUUGCCUUCUUUUUAAAUCCAUGUUUAUAUUGUCUAGAAAGGCUUGUAUUCUAACGAGAACGUCACCAAAUACUUUUUCUGGGAGUAUUUUGCAUAAAACGAAACGUUCAUAAAAUUUCAAAUUUUUGACCUAAACCAUGGACUAAUCCCCUUUCAAAAAUGUCAAUUUUCUGGGUUUUUGAAACCGACGUUUUUGUAGUUGAGAAAGAGUUUUUUGCUCUUUAAAACGUCGAAAAUAGUUUUUUCACGAUUUAUUUUUACGAUCUAUGACAUGGGAAUACAGGGACUUACAACAGGUUAAUGGGGGGGGGGGGUUACAGGGGGUUACAAGGGGGUAGAAGGGGUUACAGGGUGUUACAAGGGGUUACAAGGGGGUUACAAAGGGUUCCAAGGGGUUACAGGGGGUGACAAGGCGUUACAGUGGGUUAAAAAGUAUUAUAGAAACUUUUUUCUAACUAGAACGUUCCAAAAUACUUUUUCUUGGUCUAUUUUGGAUAAAAAUCAAAGUUGAAGAAAUCUCAAAUUUUUGACCAAAACAAUGGACUAAAGCCUUGGAAAAACCCCUUUGGAAAAAUUCUAAUUGGGCGUUUUUCGUGCACAGUUGUUUUUAUACUCUUUAAGGGCUUCUUUUUUAUCUAGAACGUCAGCAAACACUUUUUCUGGAUCUAUUUUUGAUAAACACAAAACAUGAAAAAACUUCAACUUUUUGACCAAAAUCAUGGACUAUCCGCUUUGAAAGAAUGCCAAUUUUGCCUUCUUUUUAAAACCAUGUUUAUAUUGUCUACAAGGCUUGUUGUUUAACGACAACGUCACCAAAUACUUUUUCUGGGUGUAUUUUGCAUAAAACGAAACGUUCACAAAAUUUCAAAUUUAAAAAAAAAUAAACAAUGAACUAACCCCUUUGCAAAACUGCCAAUUUUGUGGGUUUUUGAAACCGAUGUUUUUGUUGUUCAGAAAGGCUUGUUUGCUAUAUAAACCGUGGAGAUCGUUUUUUUACGAUUUAUUUUUACAAUCUAUGACAUUGGAAUAGAGGGGGUUACAAGGGGUUACAGGGGGUUACAGGGUGUUUCAAGGGGUUACAAGGGGUUACACGGGGUUACAAGGGGUUGCAAGGGGUGACAGGAGGUGACAAGGCGUUACAGGGGGUUACAAAGGAUUAUAGAAACUUUUUUCUAACUAGAACGUUCCCAGAUACUUUUUCUUGGUCUAUUUUGCAUAAAAAUCAUCGUUGAAGUUGAAGUUGGUUUUUGAAACCGAUGUUUUUGUUUUUCAGAAAGGCUUGUUUGCUAUAUAAAACGUCGAAAAUCGUUUUUUCGCGAUUUAUUUUCACGAUCUUUGACAUGGGAAUAGAGAGGGUUGCAAGGGGUUACAGGGGGUUACAAUGGGUUACAAGGUGUUAAAAGAGGUUACAAAAGGUCACAACGGGUUACAAGGGGUUACCGGGGGUACAAGGGGUUACAAGGGGUGACAGGGGGUGAAAAGGCGUUACAGGGGGUUACAAAGGAUUAUAGAAAAUUUAUUCUAACUAGAACGUUUGCAGAUACUUUUUCUUGCUGUAUUUUGGAUAAAAAUCCGAGUUGAAGAAAUCUCAAAUUUUUGACCAAAACGAUGGACUAACCCCUUAGGAAAAAUUGUAAUUUUGCGUUUUGCGUACACAGUUUUUUUUAUAGUCUUUGAAGGCUUCUUUUUAAUCUAGAACGUCAGGAAACACUUUUUCUCCAUCUAUUUUUGAUAAACACAAAAGAUGAAAAAACUUCAUCUUUUUGACCAAAAUCAUGGACUUUGCAAAGAUGCCAAUUUUGCCUUCUUUUUAAAUCCAUGUUUAUAUUGUCGAGAAAGGCUUGUUGUUUAACGAGAACGUCACCAAAUACGUGUUCUGGGUAUAUUUUGCAUAAAACGAAACGUUCAUAAAAUUUCAAAUUUUUGACCUAAACCAUGGACUAAUCCCCUUUCAAAAAUGUCAAUUUUCUGGGUUUUUGAAACCGACGUUUUUGUAGUUGAGAAAGAGUUUUUUGCUCUUUAAAACGUCGAAAAUAGUUUUUUCACGAUUUAUUUUUACGAUCUAUGACAUGGGAAUACAGGGACUUACAACAGGUUAAUGGGGGGUGUUACAGGGGGUUAAAAUUGGGUAGAAGGGGUUACAGGGUGUUACAAGAGGUUACAAGGGGGUUACAAAGGGUUCCAAGGGGUUACAGGGGGUGACAAGGCGUUACAGUGGGUUAAAAAGUAUUAUAGAAACUUUUUUGUAACUAGAACGUUCCCAGAUACUUUUUCUUGCUCUAUUUUGCAUAAAAAUCAAAGUUGAAGAAAUCUCGAAUUUUUGACCAAAACAAUGGACUAAAGCCUUGGAAAAACCCUUUUGGAAAAAUUCUAAUUGGGCGUUUUUCGUACACAGUUGUUUUUAUACUCUUUAAGGGCUUCUCUUUUAUCUAGAACGUCAGCAAACACUUUUUCUGGAUCUAUAUUUAAUAAACACAAAACAUGUAAAAACUUCAAUUUUUUGACCAUAAUCAUGGACUAUCCGCUUUGAAAGAAUACCAAUCUUGCCCUCUUUUUAAAACCAUGUUUAUAUUGUCUACAAGAUUUGUUGUUUAACGACAACGUCACCAAAUACUUUUUCUGGGUGUAUUUUGCAUAAAACGAAACGUUCAAAAAAAUUUCAAAUUUACAAAAAAAAACAAUGAACUAAACCCCUUUGCAAAACUGCCAAUUUUGUGGGUUUUUGAAAACGAUGUUUUUGUUGUUCAGAAAGGCUUGUUUGCUAUAUAAACCGUGGAGAUCGUUUUUUUACGAUUUAUUUUUACAAUCUAUGACAUUGGAAUAGAGGGGGUUACAAGGGGUUACAGGGGGUUACAGGGUGUUUCAAGGGGUUACAAGGGGUUACAGGGGGUUACAAGGGGUUGCAAGGGGUGACAGGAGGUGACAAGGCGUUACAGGGGGUUACAAAGGAUUAUAGAAACUUUUUUCUAACUAGAACGUUCCCAGAUACUUUUUCUUGGUCUAUUUUGCAUAAAAAUCAUCGUUGAGGUUGAAGUUGGUUUUUGAAACCGAUGUUUUUGUUUUUCAGAAAGACUUGUUUGCUAUAUAAAACGUCGAAAAUCCUUUUUUCACGAUUUAUUUUCACAAUCUAUGACAUUGGAAUAGUGGUGGUUACAAGGAGUUACAGGGGGUUACAGGGUGUUUCAAGGGGUUACAAGGGGUUACAGGGGGUUACAAGGGGUUGCAAGGGGUGACAGGAGGUGACAAGGCGUUACAGGGGGUUACAAAGGAUUAUAGAAACUUUUUUCUAACUAGAACGUUCCCAGAUACUUUUUCUUGGUCUAUUUUGCAUAAAAAUCAUCGUUGAAGUUGAAGUUGGUUUUUGAAACCGAUGUUUUUGUUUUUCAGAAAGACUUGUUUGCUAUAUAAAACGUCGAAAAUCCUUUUUUCACGAUUUAUUUUCACAAUCUAUGACAUUGGAAUAGCGGUGGUUAUAAGGGGUUACAGGGGGUUACAGGGUGUUUCAAGGGGUUACAAGGGGUUACAGGGGGUUACAAGGGGUUGCAAGGGGUGACAGGAGGUGACAAGGCGUUACAGGGGGUUACAAAGGAUUAUAGAAACUUUUUUCUAACUAGAACGUUGCUAGAUACUUUUUCUUGGUCUAUUUUGCAUAAAAAUCAUUGUUGAAAUUGAAGUUGGUUUUUGAAACCGAUGUUUUUGUUUUUCAGAAAGGCUUGUUUGCUAUAUAAAACAUCGAAAAUCGUUUUUUCACGAUUUAUUUUCACGAUCUGUGACAUGGGAAUACAGGGGGUUAUAAGGGGUUACAGGGGGUUACAAUGGGUUACAAGGUGUUAUAAGAGGUUACAAAAGGUCACAACGGGUUACAAGGGGUUACCGGGGGUACAAGGGGUUACAAGGGGUGACAGGGGGUGACAAGGCGUUACAGGGGGUUAGAAAGGAUUAUAGAAAAAUUAUUCUAACUAGAACGUUUGCAGAUACUUUUUCUUGGUCUAUUUUGCAUAAAAAUCAAAGUUGAAGAAAUCUCAAAUUUUUGACCAAAACAACGGACUAAAGCCUUGAAAAACCCCUUUGGAAAAAUUCUAAUUGGGCGUUUUUCGUACACAGUUGUUUUUAUACUCUUUAAGGGCUUCUUUUUUAUCUAGAACGUCAGCAAACACUUUUUCUGGAUCUAUAUUUGAUAAACAAAAAACAUGUAAAAACUUCAUCUUUUUGACCAAAAUCAUGGACUAUCCGCUUUGAAAGAAUACCAAUUUUGCCUUCUUUUUAAAACCAUGUUUAUAUUGUCUACAAGAUUUGUUGUUUAACGACAACGUCACCAAAUACUUUUUCUGGGUGUAUUUUGCUUAAAACGAAACGUUCACAAAAUUUCAAAUUUUAGACCAAAACCAUGAACUAACCCCUUUGCAAACCUGCCAAUUUUGUGGGUUUUUGAAACCGAUGUUUUUGUUGUUCAGAAAGGCUUGUUUGCUAUAUAAACCGUGGAGAUCGUUUUUUUACGAUUUAUUUUUAAAAUCUAUGACAUUGGAAUAGAGGGGGUUACAAAGGGUUACAGGGGGUUACAGGGUGUUUCAAGGGGUUACAAGGGGUUACAGGGGGUUACAAGGGGUUGCAAGGGGUGACAGGAGGUGACAAAGCGUUACAGGGGGUUACAAAGGAUUAUAGAAACUUUUUUCUAACUAGAACGUUCCCAGAUACUUUUUCUUGGUCUAUUUUGCAUAAAAAUCAUCGUUGAAGUUGGUUUUUGAAAUCGAUGUUUUUGUUUUUCAGAAAGACUUGUUUGCUAUAUAAAACGUCGAAAAUCCUUUUUUCACGAUUUAUUUUCACAAUCUAUGACAUUGGAAUAGCGGUGGUUACAAGGGGUUACAGGGGGUUACAGGUUGUUUCAAGGAGUUACAAGGGGUUACAGGGGGUUACAAGGGGUUGCAAGGGGUGACAGGAGGUGACAAGGCGUUACAGGGGGUUACAAAGGAUUAUAGAAACUUUUUUCUAACUAGAACGUUCCCAGAUACUUUUUCUUGGUCUAUUUUGCAUAAAAAUCAUCGUUGAAGUUGGUUUUUGAAAUCGAUGUUUUUGUUUUUCUGAAAGACUUGUUUGCUAUAUAAAACGUCGAAAAUCCUUUUUUCACGAUUUAUUUUCACAAUCUAUGACAUUGGAAUAGUGGUGGUUACAAGGGGUUACAGGGUGUUUCAAGGGGUUACAAGGGGUUACAGGGGGUUACAAGGGGUUGCAAGGGGUGACAGGAGGUGACAAGGCGUUACAGGGGGUUACAAAGGAUUAUAGAAACUUUUUUCUAACUAGAACGUUGCUAGAUACUUUUUCUUGGUCUAUAUUGCAUAAAAAUCAUUGUUGAAGUUGAAGUUGGUUUUUGAAACCGAUGUUUUUGUUUUUCAGAAAGGCUUGUUUGCUAUAUAAAACAUCGAAAAUCGUUUUUUCACGAUUUAUUUUCACGAUCUGUGACAUGGGAAUACAGGGGGUUAUAAGGGGUUACAGGGGGUUACAAUGGGUUACAAGGUGUUAUAAGAGGUUACAAAAGGUCACUACGGGUUACAAGGGGUUACCGGGAGUACAAGGGGUUACAAGGGGUGACAGGGGGUGACAAGGCGUUACAGGGGGUUACAAAGGAUUAUAGAAAAUUUAUUCUAACUAGAACGUUUGCGGAUACUUUUUCUUGGUCUAUUUUGCAUAAAAAUCAAAGUUGAAGAAAUCUCGAAUUUUUGACUAAAACAAUGGACUAUAGCCUUGGAAAAACCCCUUUGGAAAAAUUCUAAUUGGGCGUUUUUCGUACACAGUUGUUUUUAUACUCUUUAAGGGCUUCUUUUUUAUCUAGAACGUCAGCAAACACUUUUUCUUGAUCUAUUUUUGAUAAACACAAAACAUGAAAAAACUUCAACUUUUUGACCAAAAUCAUGGACUAUCCCCUUUUAAAGAAUGCCAAUUUUGCCUUCUUUUUAAAACCAUGUUUAUAUUGUGUACAAGACUUGUUGUUUAACGACAACGUCACCAAAUACUUUUUCUGGGUGUAUUUUGCAUAAAACGAAACGUUCACAAAAUUUCAAAUUAAAAAAAAAAACAAUGAACUAACCCCUUUGCAAAAAUCCCAAUUUUGUGGGUUUUUGAAACCGAUGUUUUUGUUGCUCAGAAAGGGUUGUUUGCUAUGUAAACCGUGAAGAUCGUUUUUUCACGAUUUAUUUUUACAAUCUAUGACAUUGGAAUAGAGGGGGUUACAAGGGGUUACAGGGGGUUACAAGGGGUUGCAAGGGGUGACAGGAGGUUACAAGGCGUUACAGGGGGCUACAAAGGAUUAUAGAAACUUUUUUCUAACUAGAACGUUCCCAGAUACUUUUUCUUGGUCUAUUUUGCAUAAAAAUCAUUGUUGAAGUUGAAGUUGGUUUUUGAAACCGAUUUUUUUGUUGUUCAGAAAGGCUGGUUUGCUAUAUAAAACGUCGAAAAUCGUUUUUUCACGAUUUAUUUUCACGAUCUGUGACAUGGGAAUAGAGGGGGUUUCAAGGGGUUACAGGGGGUUACAAUGGGUUACAAGGUGUUAAAAGAGGUUACAGAAGGUCACAACGGGUUACAAGGGGUUACCGCGGGUAGAAGGGGUUACAAGGGGUGACAGGGGGCGACAAGGCGUUACAGGGGGUUACAAAGGAUUAUAGAAAAUUUAUUCUAACUAGAACGUUUGCAGAUACUUUUUCUUGCUCUAUUUUGCAUAAAAGUCAAAGUUGAAGAAAUCUCAAUUUUUUGACCAAAACGUUGGACUAACCCCUAAGGAAAAAUUCUAAUUUUGCGUUUUGCGUACACAGUUGUUUUUAUAGUCUUUGAAGGCUUCUUUUUAAUCUAGAACGUCAGCAAACACUUUUUCUCCAUCUAUUUUUGAUAAACACAAAAGAUGAAAAAACUUCAUCUUUUUGACCAAAAUCAUGGACUUUGCAAAAAUGCCAAUUUUGCCUUCUUUUUAAAUCCAUGUUUAUAUUGUCUAGAAAGGCUUGUAUUCUAACAAGAACGUCACCAAAUACUUUUUCUGGGAGUAUUUUGCAUAAAACGAAACGUUCAUAAAAUUUCAAAUUUUUGACCUAAACCAUGGACUAAUCCCUUUUCAAAAAUGCCAAUUUUCUGGGUUUUUGAAACCGACGUUUUUGUAGUUCAGAAAGCCUUUUUUGCUCUUUAAAACGUCGAAAAUAGUUUUUUCACGAUUUGUUUUUACGAUCUAUGACAUGGGAAUACAGGGAGUUACAACGGGUUAAUGGGGGGUUACAGGGGGUUACAAAGGGGUUAGAAGGGGUUACAGGGGUUACAAGGGGGGUAGAAGGGGUUACACGGGGUUACAAGGGGUUACAAGGGGGUUACAAAGGGUUCCAAGGGGUUACAGGGGGUGACAAGGCGUUACAGUGGGUUAAAAAGUAUUAUAGAAACUUUUUUCUAACUAGAACGUUCCCAGAUACUUUUUCUUGGUCUAUUUUGCAUAAAAAUCAAAGUUGAAGAAAUCUCGAAUUUUUGACCAAAACAAUGGACUAAAGCCUUGGAAAAACCCCUUUGGAAAAAUUCUAAUUGGGCGUUUUUCGUACACAGUUGUUUUUAUAGUCUUAAAGGGUUCUUUUUUAUCUAGAACGUCAGCAAACACUUUUUCUGGAUCUAUUUUUGAUAAACACAAAACAUGAAAAAACGUCAACUUUUUGACCAAAAUCAUGGACUAUCCGCUUUGAAAGAAUGCCAAUUUUGCCUUGUUUUUAAAACCAUGUUUAUAUUGUCUACAAGGCUUGUUGUUUAACGACAACGUCACCAAAUACUUUUUCUGGGUGUAUUUUGCAUAAAACAAAACGUUCACAAAAUUUCAAAUUUAAAAAAAAAAAACAAUGAACUAACCCCUUUGCAAAAAUGCUAAUUUUGUGGGUUUUUGAAACCGAUGUUUUUGUUGUUCAGAAAGGCUUGUUUGCUAUAUAAACCGUGGAGAUCGUUUUUUUACGAUUUAUUUUUACAAUCUAUGACAUUGGAAUAGAGGGGGUUACAAGGGGUUACAGGGGGUUACAGGGUGUUUCAAGGGGUUACAGGGGGUUACAAGGGGUUGCAAGUGGUGACAGGAGGUGACAAGGCGUUAGAGGGGGUUACAAAGGAUUAUAGAAACUUUUUUCUAACUAGAAUGUUCCCAGAUACUCUUUCUUGGUCUAUUUUGCAUAAAAAUCAAAGUUGAAGAAAUCUCAAAUUUUUGACCAAAACGAUAAACUAACUCCUUUAAAAAAAUUCUAAUUCUGCGUUUUUCGUACACAGUUGUUUUUAUAGUCUUUAAAGUCUUCUUUUUUAUCUAGAACGUCAGCAAACACUUUUUCUUGAUGUAUUUUUGAUAAACACAAAAGAUGAAAAAACUUCAACUUUUUGACCAAAAUCAUGGACUAUCCCCUUUGCAAAAAGGCCAAUUUUGCCUUCUUUUUAAAUCCAUGUUUAUAUUGUCUAGAAAGGCUUGUUUGUUAACGAGAACGUCGCCAAAUACUUUAUUCUGGUUUAUUUUGGAGAAAACGAAACGUUCACAAUGACAUGGGAAUACAGGGGGUUACAAAGGGUUACAGGGGGUUACAGGGGGUUACAAGGGGUUACAAGGGGUUACAGGGGGUUACUAAGGGUUAAAAGGGGUUACAGGGGGUUACGAGGGGUUGAGAGCCGUUACAAAGGGUUACAAGGGGUGACAAUGGGUGACAAGGCGUUACAGGGGUUUACAAAGGAUUAUAGUAACUUUUUUCUAACCAGAACGUUCCCAGAUAAAAAGUUAAAGUUGAAGUUGCUUUUUGAAACCGACUGUUUUGUUGUUCGGAAACGCCGGUUUGGUAUAUAAAACGUCAAAAACGUAUAUAACAUAGGAAUAAAGAGUGGUUACAAGGGGUUACAUGGGGUACCAUCGGUUACAAGGGAUUACAAGAAGUUACAGGGGGUUACAAGGGGUUACAGGGUGUUACAAAGGGUUAGAAGGGGUUACUGGGGGUUACAAGGGGAUGAGAGCCCUUACAAGGGGUUACAAGGGGUUACAAGGGGUGACAAAGAUACUUUUUCUUGGUCAAUUUUGCAUAAAAAUCAAAGUUGAAGAAAUCUCAAAUUUUUGACCAAACAAUGGACGAACCCCUUUGGAAAAAUUCUAAUUUUGCGUUUUUUGUACACACUUGUUUUUAUAGUCUUUAAAGGGUUCUUUUUUAUCUAGAACGUCAGGAAACACUUUUUCUCGAUCUAUUUUUGAUAAACACAAUAGAUGAAAAAAACUUCAACUUUUUGACCAAAACCAUGAACUAACCCCUUUGCAAAAAUGCCAAUUUUGUGGGUUUUUAAAACCGAUGAUUUUGUUGUUCAGAAAGGCUUGUUUGCUAUAAAAAACUUCGAAAAUCGUUUUUUCACGAUUUAUUUUUACGAUCUAUGACAUGGGAAUACAGGAAGUUAAAAGGGGUUACAGGGGGUUAGAGGGGGUUACCAGGUGGUUGCAAGGGGUUAAGGAGGUUACAAACACUUUCUCUCGUUCUAUUUUUGAUAGACACAAAACAUAAAAAAACUUCAUCUUUUUCACCAAAAUCAUGCAGUUUGCAACAAUGCCAUUUUUACCUUCUUUUUAAAUCCAUGUUUAUAUUGUCUAGAAAGGCUUUCGAACGACAACGUCACCAAAUACGUUUUCUGGGUGUAUUUUGCAUAAAACGAAACGUUCACAAAAUUUCAAAUUUUUGACCAAAACCAUGGACUAACCCCUUUGCAAAAAUGCCAAUUUUGUGGGUUUUUGAAACCGAUGUUUUUGUUGUUCAGAAAGGCUUUUUUGCUAUAUAAAACGUGGAAAAUCGUUUUCUCACGAUUUAUUUUUACCAUCUAUGACAUGGGAAUACAGGGGAUUACAAGGGGUUACAGGGUGUUACAGGGGGUUACAAGGGGUUACAAGGGUUUACAAGGUGUUAAAAGGGGUCGCAAAAGGGGUUACAGGGGUUUCAAGGAGUUACAAGGGGUGACAGGGGUGACGAGACGUUACAGAAGUUUACGAAGGAUUAUAGAAACUUUUUCUAACUAGAACUUCACCAGAUACUUUUUCUUGGUCUAUUUUCAAUAAAAAUCGAAGUUGAAGAAAUCUCAAAUUUUUGACCAAGACGAUGGACUAACCCCUUUGGAAAUAUUCUAAUUUUUCGUUUUUCGUACGCACUUGUUUUUAUAGUGUUUGAAGGCUUCUUUUUUUUUCUAGAACGUCAGCAAACACUUUUUCUCGAUCUAUUUUUAUAAACACAAAAGAUUAAAAAAUCUUCAACUUUUUGACCAAAAUCAUGGACUAUCCCUUUUGCAAAAAUGCCAAUUUUGCCUUCUUUUUUUUAAUCCAUGUUUAUAUUGUCUAGAAAGGCUUGUUUUCUAACCAUAACGUCACGAAAAACUUCUUCUGGGUGUAUUUUGCGUAAAACGAAACGUUCACAAAAUUUCAAAUUUUUGACGAAAACCAUGGACUAACCCCUUUGGAAAAAUGCCAAUUUUGUGGGUAUUUAAAACGGAUGUUUUUGUUGUUCAGACAGGCUUGUGUGCUAUAAAAAUCGUCGAAAAUCGUUUUUUUACGAUUUCUUUUUACGAUCCAUGACAUGGGAAUACAGGGGGUUUAAAAGGGUUACAGGGGGUUACAGGGGGUUACAAGGGGUUAAGGGGGUUACAAAGGGUUACAGGGAGUUACAGGGGGUUACAAGGGGUUACAAGGGGUGACAUGGGGUGACAAGGCGUUACAGGGGGUUGCAAAGGAUUGUAAAAUCUUUCUUUUAACUAGAAGGUUCCCAAAUACUUUUUCUUGGACAAAUUUUGCAUAAAAAUCAAAGUUGAAGAAAUGCUGAGAAAUUUUGAAACCGAUGUUUUUGUUUUUCAGAAAGGCUUGUUUGCUAUGUAAAACGUCGAAAAUCGUUUUUUCACGAUUUAUUUUCAGGAUCUAUGACAUGGCAAUACAGGGGGUUACAGGGGGUUACAAUGGGUUAAGAGGGCUUACAGGGGGUUACAAGUGGUGACAAGGGGUGACAAGCGGUGACAAGGGGUGACAAGGGUUGGCAAGGCGUUACAGGGGGUUACAAAGGAUUAUACAAACUUUUUUCUAUCCUGAACGUUCCCAGAUACUUUUUCUUGGUCUAUUUUGCAUAAAAAUCAAAGUUGAACAAAUCUCAAAUUUUUGACCAAAACGAUGGACUAACCCUUUUGGAAAAAUUCUAAUUUUGCGCGUUUCGCACACGGUUGUUUUUAUAGUCUUUAAAGGCUUCUUUUUUAUCGAGAACGUCAGCAAACACUUUCUCUCGUUCUAUUUUUGAUAGACACAAAACAUUAAAAAACUUCAUCUUUUUCACCAAAAUCAUGCAGUUUGCAACAAUGCCAUUUUUACCUUCUUUUUAAAUCCAUGUUUAUAUUGUCUAGAAAGGCUUUCGAACGACAACGUCACCAAAUACGUUUUCUGGGUGUAUUUUGCAUACAACGAAACGUUCACAAAAUUUCAAAUUUUUGACCAAAACCAUGGACUAACCCCUUUGCAAAAAUGCCAAUUUUGUGGGUUUUUGAAACCGAUGUUUUUGUUGUUCAGAAAGGCUUGUUUGCUAUAUAAAACUUCGAAAAUCGUUUUUUCACGAUUUAUUUUCACGAUCUAUGACAUGGGAAUACAGACGGUUACAAGGGUUACAGCGGGUUACAGGGGGUUACAAGGGUUUACAAUCGGUUACAGGGGGUUGCAAGGGGUUAAAAGAGGUUACAAGGGGUUACAAGGGGUGACACGUGGUGACAAGGUCUUACAGGGGGUUACAAAGGAUUAUAGAAACUUCUUUCUAACUAGAACUUUCCCAGAUACUUUUUCUUGGUCUUUUUUGCAUAAAAAUCAAAGUUGAAGAAAUCUCAAAUUUUUGACCAAAACGAUGGACUUACUCCUUUGAAAAUAUUCUAAUUUUGCGUUUUUCGUACACAGUUGUUUUUAUAGUCUUUAAAAGCUUUUUUUUUAUCUAGAACUUCAGCAAACACUUUUUCUCGAUCUAUUUUUGAUAAACACAAAACAUGAAAAACCUUCAACUUUUUGACCAAAAUCAUGGACUUUUCAAAAAUGCCAAUUUUGCCUUCUUUGUAAAUCCAUGUUUAUAUUGUCUAGAAAGGCUUGUUUGUUAACGAGAACGUCACCAAAUACUUUCUCUGGGUGUAUUUUGCAUAAAACGAAACAUUCACAAAAUUUCAAAUUUUUGACCAAAACCAUGGACUAACCCCUUUGCAAAAAUGCCAAUUUUGUGGGUUUUGAAAACGAUGUUUUUGUUGUUUAGAAAGGCUUGUUUGCUAUAAAAAUCGUAGAAAAUCGUUUUUUCACGAUUUAUUUUCACGAUCUAUGACAUGGGAAUACAGACGGUUACAAGGGUUACCGGGGGUUACAGGAGGUUACAACAGUUUACAAGGGGUUACAGGGGGUUGCAAGGGGUUACAAGGAGUUACACGGGGUUACAAGGGGUUACAAGGGGUGACACAGGGUGAGAAGGCCUUACGUGGGGUUACAAAGGAUUAUAGAAACUUUUUUCUAACUAGAACGUUCCCAGACACUUUUUCUUGCUCUAUUUUGGAUAAAAAUCAAAGUUAAAGAAAUCUCAAAUUUUUGACCAAAACGAUGGACUAAUCCCUUUGGAAAUAUUCUAAUCUUGCGUUUCUCGUACACACUUGUUUUUAUAGUCUUUAAAGGCUUCUUUUUUAUCUAGAACUUUAGCAAACACUUUUUCUCGAUCUAUUUUUGAUAAACACAAAAGAUUAAAAAACUUCAACUUUUUUACCAAAAUCAUGGACUUUGCAAAAAUGCCAAUUUUGCCUUUUUUUUAAAUCCAUGUUUAUAUUGUCUAGAAAGGCUUGUUAUCUAACGAGAACGUCACUAAAUACUUUUUCUGGGUGUAUUUUGCAUAAAACGAAACAGUCAUAAAAUUUCAAAUUUUUGACCAAAACCAUGGACUAACCCCUUUGCAAAAAUGCCAAUUUUGUGGGUUUUUGAAACCGAUGUUUUUGUUGUUCAGAAAGGCUUUUUUGCUAUAUAAAACGUGGAAAAUCGUUUUCUCACGAUUUAUUUUUACCAUCUAUGACAUGGGAAUACAGGGGAAUACAAGGGGUUACAGGGUGUUACAGGGGGUUACAAGGGGUUACAAGGGUUAACAAGGUGUUAAAAGGGGUCGCAAGGGGUUACAGGGGGUUUCAAGGUGUUACAAGGGGUGACAGGGGGUGACGAGACGUUACAGAAGUUUACGAAGGAUUAUAGAAACUUUUUUCUAACUAGAACUUUACCAGAUACUUUUUCUUGGUCUAUUUUCCAUAAAAAUCAAAGUUGAAGAAAUCUCAAAUUUUUGACCAAGACGAUGGACUAACCCCUUUGGAAAUAUUCUAAUUUUUCGUUUUUCGUACGCACUUGUUUUUAUAGUUUUUGAAGGCUUCUUUUUUAUCUAGAACGUCAGCAAACACUUUUUCUCGAUCUAUUUUUUAUAAACACAAAAGAUUAAAAAAACUUCAACUUUUUGACCAAAAUCAUGGACUAUCCCUUUUGCAAAAAUGCCAAUUUUGCCUUCUUUUUUAAUCCAUGUUUAUAUUGUCUAGAAAGGCUUGUUUUCUAACCAUAACGUCACGAAAAACUUCUUCUGGGUGUAUUUUGCGUAAAACGAAACGUUCACAAAAUUUCAAAUUUUUGACGAAAACCAUGGACUAACCCCUUUGGAAAAAUGCCAAUUUUGUGGGUAUUUAAAACGGAUGUUUUUGUUGUUCAGACAGGCUUGUGUGCUAUAAAAAUCGUCGAAAAUCGUUUUUUUACGAUUUCUUUUUACGAUCCAUGACAUGGGAAUACAGAAAGUUAAAAGGGGUUACAGGGGGUUACAGGGGGUUACAAGAAGGUUGCAAGAGGUUAAGGAGAUUACAAGGGGUUACGGGGAGUUACAGGGGGUUACAAGAGGUGACAUGGGGUGAGAAGGCGUUACAGGGGGUUACAAAGGAUUAUAAAAUCUUUAUUUUAACUAGAACGUUCCAACAUACUUUUUCUUGGUCAAUUUUGCAUAAAAAUCAAAGUUGAAGAAAUUUUGAAAAUUUUUGAAACCGAUGUUUUUGUUUUUCAGAAAGGCUUGUUUGCUAAAUAAAACGUAGAAAAUCGUUUUUUCACGAUUUAUUUUCACGAUCUAUGACAUGGGAUUAAAGGGGGUUACAAAGGGUUACAGGGGGUUACAGGGGGUUACAAGGGGUUACAAGGGGUUAAGGGGGUUAUAAAGGGUUAAAAGGGGUUACAGGGGGUUACCAGGGGUUGAGAGCCGUUACAAAGGGUUACAAGGGGUUACAAGGGGUGACAAAGGGUGACAAGGCGUUACAGGGGUUUACAAAGGAUUAUAGAAACUUUUUUCUAAGCAGAACGUUCCCAGAUCCUUUUUCUUGGUCAAUUUUGCAUAAAAAUCAAAGUUGAAGAAAUCUCAAAUUUUUGACCAAACAAUGGACUAACCCCUUUGGAAAAAUUCUAAUUUUGCGUUUUUCCUACACAGUUGUUUUUAUAGUCUUUAAAGGCUUCUUUUUUAUCUAGAACGUCAGCAAAGACUUUUUCUCAAUCUAUUUUUGAGAAACACAAAAGAGGAAAACCUUCAACUUUUUGACCAAAAUCAUGGACUAUCCCCUUUGCAAAAAGGCCAAUUUUGCCUUCUUUGUAAAUCCAUGUUUAUAUUGUCUAGAAAGGCUUGUUUUCUAACGACAACGUCACCAAAUACGUUUUCUGGGUGUAUUUUGCAUAAAACGAAACGUUCACAAAAUUUCAAAUUUUUGACGAAAACCAUGUACUAACCACUUUGAAAAAUGCCAAUUUUGUAGGUUUUUGAAACCGAUGUUUUUGUUGUUCAGAAAGGCUUGUUUGCAAUAUAAAACGUCGAAAAUCGUUUUUUUGCGACUUAUUUUCACGAUCUAUGACAUGGGAAUACAGUCGGUUACAAGGGUUACAGCGGGCUACAGGGGGUUAGAAGGGUUUACAGGCGGUUACAGUGGUUUGCAAGGGGUGAUAAGGUGUUAAAAGAGGUUACAGGGGCUUACAAGGGGUUACAAGGGGUGACAUGGGGUGACAAGGCGUUACAGGGGGUUACAAAGGAUUAUAGAAACUUUUUUCUAACUAGAACGUUCCCAGAUACUUUCUCUUGGUCUAUUUUGCAUAAAAUUCAAACUUGGAGAUGUCAAAUUUUUGACCAAACGAUGGACUUACCCCUUUGGAAGAAUUUUAAUUUUGCGUCUUUUAUACACAGUUAUUUUUAUAGUCUUUAAAAGCUUUUUUUUUAUCUAGAACGUCAGCAAACACUUUUUCUCAAUCUAUUUUUGAUAAACACAAAACAUAAAAAAAACUCAAAACUCUUUGACGAAAAUCAUGGACAUUGCAAAAAUGCCAAUUUUUCCUUCUUUUUAAAUCCAUGUUCAUAUUGUCUAGAAAGGCUUGUUUAAUAACAAGAACGUCACCAAAUACUUUCUCUGGGUGUAUUUUGCUUAAAACGAAACGUUCGCAAAAUUUCAAAUUUUAGACCAAAACCAUGAACUAACCCCUUUGCAAAAAUGCCAAUUAUGUGGGUUUUUAAAACGGAUGUUUUUGUUGUUCAGACAGGCUUGUUUGCUAUAAAAAGCGUCGAAAAUCGUUUUUUCACGAUUUAUUUUUACGAUCUAUGACAUGGGAAUACAGGGGGUUAAAAGAGGUUACAGGUGGUUACAGGCGGUUACAGGGGGUUACAAGGGGUUAAGGGGGUUACAAGGGGUUACAGGGGGUUACAGGGGGUUACAAGGGGUUACAAGGGGUGACAUGGGGUGACAAGUCGUUACAGGGGGUUACAAAGGAUUAUAAAAUCUUUAUUUUUAACUAGAACUUUCCCAGAUACUUUUCUUGGUCAAUUUUGCAUAAAAAUCAAAGUUGAAGAAAUUUUGAAAAUUUUUGAAACCGAUGUUUUUGUUUUUCAGAAAGGCUUUUUUGCUAUAUAAAUCGCCGAAAAUCGUGUUUCACGAUUUAUUUUCACGAUCUAUGACAUGGGAAUACAGGGGGCUAAGAAGGGUUACAGGGCUCACAGGGGGUAUUAGUGGUUACAUGGGGUUACAAGGGAUUACAAUUGCUUUUGACCAAAAUCAUGGACUAUCCGCUUUGAAAGAAUGCCAAUUUUGCCUUCUUUUUAAAACCAUGUUCAUAUUGUCUACAAGGCUUGUUGUUUAACGACAACGUCACCAAAUACUUUUUCUGGGUGUAUUUUGCAUAAAAAGAAACGUUCACAAAAUUUCAAAUUAAAAAAAAAAAGACAACGAACUAACCCCUUUGCAAAAAUGCCAAUUUUGUGGGUUUUUGAAACCGAUGUUUUUGUUGUUCAGAAAGGCUUGUUUGCUAUAUCAACCGUGGAGACCGUUUUUUUACGAUUUACAAGGGGUUGCAAGGGGUGACAGGAGGUGACAAGGCGUUACAGGGGGUUACAAAGGAUUAUAGAAACUUUUUUCUAUCUAGAACGUUCCUAGAUACUUUUUCUUGGUCUAUUUUGCAUAAAAAUCAUUGUUGAAGUUGAAGUUGGUUUUUGAAACCGAUGUUUUUGUCUUUCAGAAAGACUUGUUUGCCAUAUAAAACGUCGAAAAUCGUUUUUUCACGAUUUAUUUUCAAAAUCUAUGACAUUAGAAUAGAUGGGGUUACAAGGGGUUACAGGGGGUUACAGGGUGUUUCAAGGGGUUACAAGGGGUUACAGGGGGUUACAAUGGGUUACAAGGUGUUAAAAGAGGUUACAGAAGGUCACAACGGGUUACAAGGGGUUACCGGGGGUACAAGGGGUUACAAAGGGUGACAGGGGGUGACAAGGCGUUACAGGGGGUUACAAAGGAUUAUAGAAAAUUUAUUCUAACUAGAACGUUUGCAGAUACGUUUUCUUGCUCUAUUUUGCAUAAAAAUCAAAGUUGAAGAAAUCUCAAAUUUUUGACCAAAACGAUGGACUAACCCGUAAGGAAAAAUUCUAAUUUUGCGUUUUGCGUACACAGUUGUUUUUAUAGUCUUUGAAGGCUUCUUUUUAAUCUAGAACGUCAGCAAACACUUUUUCUCCAUCUAUUUUUGAUAAACACAAAAGAUGAAAAAACUUCAUCUUUUUGACCAAAAUCAUGGACUUUGCAAAAAUGCCAAUUUUGCCUUCUUUUUAAAUCCAUGUUUAUAUUGUCGAGAAAGGCUUGUUGUUUAACGAGAACGUCACCAAAUACGUUUUCUGGGUGCAUUUUGCAUAAAACGAAACGUUCAUAAAAUUUCAAAUUUUUGACCUAAACCAUGGACUAAUCCCUUUUCAAAAAUGCCAAUUUUCUGGGUUUUUGAAACCGACGUUUUUGUAGUUGAGAAAGAGUUUUUUGCUCUUUAAAACGUCGAAAAUAGUUUUUUCACAAUUUAUUUUUACGAUCUAUGACAUGGGAAUACAGGAAGUUACAACGAAAUAAGGGGGGGUUUACAGGGGGUUACAAGGGGUUAGAAGGGGUUACAGGGGGUUACAGGGGGUUACAAGGGGGUAGAAGGGGUUACAGGGGGUUACAAGGGGUUACAAGGGGGUUGCAAAGGGCUCCAACGGGUUACAGGGGGUGACAAGGCGUUACAGUGGGUUAAAAAGUAUUAUAGAAACUUUUUUCUAACUAGAACGUUCCCAGAUACUCUUUCUUGGUCUAUUUUGCAUAAAAAUCAAAGUUGAAGUUGAAGUUGCUUUUUGAAACCGACGUUUCUGUUGUUCAGAAAGGCUUGUUUGCUAUAUAAAACGUCGAAAACUUCUAUGACAUACGAAUACAGGGGGUUACAAGGGGUUACAAUGGGUUACAAGGGGUUACAAGAGGUUACAGGGGGUUACAAGAGCUUACAGGGGGUUACAAGGGGUUAAAAGGGGUGACACGGGGUGACAAGUCGUUACAGCGUGUUGCAAAGGAUUACAGAAACUUUUUGCUAACUAGAACGUUCCCAGAUACUUUUUCUUGGUCUAUUUUGCAUAAAAAUCAAAGUUGAAGAAAUCUCAAAUUUUUGACCAAAACGAUGGACUAACCCCUAAGGAAAAAUUCUAAUUUUGCGUUUUUCGUACACAGUUGUUUUUAUAGUCUUUAAAGCCUUCUUUUUUAUCUAGAACACGAGGAAACACUUUUUCUCGAUCUAUUUUUUAUAAACACAAAAGAUGAAAAAACUUCAACUUUUUGACCAAAAACAUGGACGUUGCAAAAAUGCCAGUUUUUCCUUGUUUUUAAAUCCAUGUUUAUAUUGUCUAGAAAGGCAUGUUUUCCAACGAGAACAUCGCCAAAUAUUUUCUCUUGGUGUAUUUUGCAUAAAAGAAAACGUUCACAAAAUUUCAAAUUUUUGACCAAAACCAUGGACUAAUCCCUUUGCAAAAAUGCCAAUUUUCUGGGUUUUUGAAACCGACGUUUUUGUAGUUCAGAAAGACAUUUUUGCUCUUUAAAACGUCGAAAAUAGUUUUUUCACGAUUUAUUGUCACGAUCUAUGACAUGGGAAUACAGGGAGUUAAAACGGGUUAAUGUGGGGGGGGGGUUACAGAGGGUUACAAGGGGUUAGAAGGGGUUACAGGGGGUGACAAGGGGUUAGAAGGGGUUACAGGGGGUUACAGGGGGUUACAAGGGGGUUAGAAAGGGUUCCAAGGGGUUACAGGGUGUGACAAGGCGUUACGGUGGGUUACAAAGUAUUAUAGAAACUUUUUUCUAACUAGAACGUUCCCAGAUACUUUUUCUUGGUCUAUUUUGCAUAAAAAUCAAAGUUGAAGAAAUCUCGAAUUUUUGACUAAAACAAUGGACUAUAGCCUUGGAAAAACCCCUUUGGAAAAAUUCUAAUUGGGCGUUUUUCGUACACAGUUGUUUUUAUACUCUUUAAGGGCUUCUUUUUUAUCUAGAACGUCAGCAAACACUUUUUCUGGAUCUAUUUUUGAUAAACACAAAACAUGAAAAAACUUCAACUUUUUGACCAAAAUCAUGGACUAUCCGCUUUGAAAGAAUGCCAAUUUUGCCUUCUUUUUAAAACCAUGUUCAUAUUGUCUACAAGGCUCGUUGUUUAACGACAACGUCACCAAAUACUUUUUCUGGGUGUAUUUUGCAUAAAAAGAAACGUUCACAAAAUUUCAAAUUAAAAAAAAAAAAAACAACGAACUAACCCCUUUGCAAAAAUGCCAAUUUUGUGGGUUUUUGAAACCGAUGUUUUUGUUGUUCAGAAAGGCUUGUUUGCUAUAUCAACCGUGGAGAUCGUUUUUUUACGAUUUAUUUUCACGAUCUGUGACAUUGGAAUAGAGGGGGUUACAAGGGGUUGCAAGGGGUGACAGGAGGUGACAAGGCGUUACAGGGGGUUACAAAGGAUUAUAGAAACUUUUUUCUAUCUAGAACGUUCCUAGAUACUUUUUCUUGGUCUAUUUUGCAUAAAAAUCAUUGUUGAAGUUGAAGUUGGUUUUUGAAACCGAUGUUUUUGUCUUUCAGAAAGACUUGUUUGCUAUAUAAAACGUCGAAAAUCGUUUUUUCACGAUUUAUUUUCAAAAUCUAUGACAUUAGAAUAGAUGGGGUUAAAAGGGGUUACAGGGGUUACAGGGUGUUUCAAGGGGUUACAAGGGGUUACAGGGGUUACAAUGGGUUACAAGGUGUUAAAAGAGGUUACAGAAGGUCACAACGGGUUACAAGGGGUUACCGGGGGUACAAGGGGUUACAAAGGGUGACAGGGGGUGACAAGGCGUUACAGGGGGUUACAAAGGAUUAUAGAAAAUUUAUUCUAACUAGAACGUUUGCAGAUACGUUUUCUUGCUCUAUUUUGCAUAAAAAUCAAAGUUGAAGAAAUCUCAAAUUUUUGACCAAAACAACCGACUAAAGCCUUGGAAAAACCCCUUUGGAAAAAUUCUAAUUGGGCGUUUUUCGUACUCAGUUGUUUUUAUACUCUUUAAGGGCUUCUUUUUUAUCUAGAACGUCAGCAAACACUUUUUCUGGAUCUAUUUUUGAUAAACACAAAACAUGAAAAAACUUCAAAUUUUUGACCAAAAUCAUGGACUAUCCGCUUUGAAAGAAUGCCAAUUUUGCCUUCUUUUUAAAACCAUGUUUAUAUUGUGUACAAGACUUGUUCUUUAACGACAACGUCACCAAAUACUUUUUCUGGGUGUAUUUUGCAUAAAACGAAACGUUCACAAAAUUUCAAAUUUAAAAAAAAAACAAUGAACCAACCCCUUUGCAAAACUGCCAAUUUUGUGGGUUUUUGAAACCGAUGUUUUUGUUGUUCAGAAAGACUUGUUUGCUAUAUAAACCGUGAAGAUCGUUUUUUCACGAUUUAUUUUCAUAAUCUAUGACAUUGGAAUAGAGGGGGUUACAAGGGGUUACAUGGGGUUACAGGGUGUUUCAAGGGGUUACAAGGGGUUACAGGGGGUUACAAGGGGUUGCAAGGGGUGACAGGAGGUGACAAGGCGUUACAGGGGGUUACAAAGGAUUAUAGAAACUUUUUUCUAACUAGAACGUUCCCAGAUACUUUUUCUUGGCCUAUUUUGCAUAAAAAUCAUCGUUGAUGUGUAAGUUGGUUUUUGAAACCGAUGUUUUUGUUUUUCAGAAAGACUUGUUUGCUUUAUAAAACGUCGAAAAUCCUUUUUUCACGAUUUAUUUUUACAAUCUAUGACAUUGGAAUAGUGGUGGUUACAAGGGGUUACAGGGGGUUACAGGGUGUUUCAAGGGGUUACAGGGGGUUACAGGGGGCUACAAGGGGUUGCAAGGAUUGACUGGAGGGGACAACGCGUUACAGGGGGUUACAAGGGGUUGCAAGGGGUGACAGGAGGUGACAAGGCGUUACAGGGGGUUACAAAGGAUUAUAGAAACUUUUUUCUAACUAGAACGUUCCCAGAUACUUUUUCUUGGUCUAUUUUGCAUAAAAAUCAUUGUUGAAGUUGAAGUUGGUUUUUGAAACCGAUUUUUUUGUUGUUCAGAAAGGCUGGUUUGCUAUAUAAAACGUCGAAAAUCGUUUUUUCACGAUUUAUUUUCACGAUCUGUGACAUGGGAAUAGAGGGGGUUUCAAGGGGUUACAGGGGGUUACAAUGGGUUACAAGGUGUUAAAAGAGGUUACAGAAGGUCACAACGGGUUACAAGGGGUUACCGCGGGUAGAAGGGAUUACAAGGGGUGACAGGGGGCGACAAGGCGUUACAGGGGGUUACAAAGGAUUAUAGAAAAUUUAUUCUAACUAGAACGUUUGCAGAUACUUUUUCUUGCUCUAUUUUGCAUAAAAGUCAAAGUUGAAGAAAUCUCUAAUUUUUGACCAAAACGAUGGACUAACCCCUAAGGAAAAAUUCUAAUUUUGCGUUUUGCGUACACAGUUGUUUUUAUAGUCUUUGAAGGCUUCUUUUUAAUCUAGCACGUCAGCAAACACUUUUUCUCCAUCUAUUUUUGAUAAACACAAAAGAUGAAAAAACUUCAUCUUUUUGACCAAAAUCAUGGACUUUGCAAAAAUGCCAAUUUUGCCUUCUUUUUAAAUCCAUGUUUAUAUUGUGUAGAAAGGCUUGUAUUCUAACGAGAACGUCACCAAAUACGUUUUCUGGGUGUAUUUUGCAUAAAACGAAACGUUCAUAAAAUUUCAAAUUUUUGACCUAAACGAUGGACUAAUCCCUUUUCAAAAAUGCCAAUUUUCUGGGUUUUUGAAACCGACGUUUUUGUAGUUGAGAAAGAGUUUUUUGCUCUUUAAAACGUCGAAAAUAGUUUUUUCACGAUUUAUUUUUACGAUCUAUGACAUGGGAAUACAGGGACUUACAACAGGUUAAUGGGGGGGGGGGGGGGGUUACAGGGGGUUAAAAUUGGGUAGAAGGGGUUACAGGGUGUUACAAGAGGUUACAAGGGGGUUACAAAGGGUUCCAAGGGGUUACAGGGGGUGACAAGACGUUACAGUGGGUUAAAAAGUAUUAUAGAAACUUUUUUCUAACUAGAACGUUCCCAGAUACUUUUUCUUGGUGUAUUUUGCAUAAAAAUCAAAGUUGAAGAAAUCUCAAAUUUUUGACCAAAACAAUGGACUAAAGCCUUGGAAAAACCCCUUUGGAAAAAUUCUAAUUGGGCGUUUUUCGUACACAGUUGUUUUUAUACUCUUUAAGGGCUUCUCUUUUAUCUAGAACGUCAGCAAACACUUUUUCUGGAUCUAUAUUUGAUAAACACAAAACAUGUAAAAACUUCAAUUUUUUGACCAAAAUCAUGGACUAUCCGCUUUGAAAGAAUACCAAUUUUGCCUUCUUUUUAAAACCAUGUUUAUAUUGUCUACAAGAUUUGUUGUUUAACGACAACGUCACCAAAUACUUUUUCUGGGUGUAUUUUGCAUAAAACGAAACGUUCAAAAAAAUUUCAAAUUUACAAAAAAAAACAAUGAACUAACCCCUUUGCAAAACUGCCAAUUUUGUGGGUUUUUGAAAUCGAUGUUUUUGUUGUUCAGAAAGGCUUGUUUGCUAUAUAAACCGUGGAGAUCGUUUUUUUACGAUUUAUUUUUACAAUCUAUGACAUUGGAAUAGAGGGGGUUACAAGGGGUUACAGGGGGUUACAGGUUGUUUCAAGGGGUUACAAGGGGUUACAGGGGGUUACAAGGGGUUGCAAGGGGUGACAGGAGGUGACAAGGCGUUACAGGGGGUUACAAAGGAUUAUAGAAACUUUUUCUAACUAGAACGUUCCCAGAUACUUUUUCUUGGUCUAUUUUGCAUAAAAAUCAUCGUUGAGGUUGAAGUUGGUUUUUGAAACCGAUGUUUUUGUUUUUCAGAAAGACUUGUUUGCUAUAUAAAACGUCGAAAAUCCUUUUUUCACGAUUUAUUUUCACAAUCUAUGACAUUGGAAUAGUGGUGGUUACAAGGAGUUACAGGGGGUUACAGGGUGUUUCAAGGGGUUACAAGGGGUUACAGGGGGUUACAAGGGGUUGCAAGGGGUGACAGGAGGUGACAAGGCGUUACAGGGGGUUACAAAGGAUUAUAGAAACUUUUUUCUAACUAGAACGUUGCUAGAUACUUUUUCUUGGUCUAUUUUGCAUAAAAAUCAUUGUUGAAGUUGAAGUUGGUUUUUGAAACCGAUGUUUUUUUUUUUUUUCAGAAAGGCUUGUUUGCUAUAUAAAACAUCGAAAAUCGUUUUUUCACGAUUUAUUUUCACGAUCUGUGACAUGGGAAUACAGGGGGUUAUAAGGGGUUACAGGGGGUUACAAUGGGUUACAAGGUGUUAUAAGAGGUUACAAAAGGUCACAACGGGUUACAAGGGGUUACCGGGGGUACAAGGGGUUACAAGGGGUGAGAGGGGGUGACAAGGCGUUACAGGGGGUUACAAAGGAUUAUAGAAAAUUUAUUCUAACUAGAACGUUUGCAGAUACUUUUUCUUGGUCUAUUUUGCAUAAAAAUCAAAGUUGAAGAAAUCUCAAAUUUUUGACCAAAACAAUGGACUAAAGCCUUGGAAAAACCCCUUUGGAAAAAUUCUAAUUGGGCGUGUUUCGUACACAGUUGUUUUUAUACUCUUUAAGGGCUUCUUUUUUAUCUAGAACGUCAGCAAACACUUUUUCUGGAUCUAUUUUUGAUAAACACAAAACAUGAAAAAACGUCAACUUUUUGACCAAAAUCAUGGACUAUCCCCUUUGAAAGAAUGCCAAUUUUGCCUUCUUUUUAAAACCAUGUUUAUAUUGUCUACAAGACUUGUUGUUUAACGACAACGUCACCAAAUACUUUUUCUGGGUGUAUUUUGCAUAAAACGAAACGUUCAUAAAAUUUCAAAUUUUUGACCUAAACCAUGGACUAAUCCCUUUUCAAAAAUGUCAAUUUUCUGGGUUUUUGAAACCGACGUUUUUGUAGUUGAGAAAGAGUUUUUUGCUCUUUAAAACGUCGAAAAUAGUUUUUUCACGAUUUAUUUUUACGAUCUAUGACAUGGGAAUACAGGGAGUUACAACGGGUUAAUGGGGGGGUUACAGGGGGUUACAAGGGGUUAGAAGGGGUUACAGGGGGUUACAAGGGGGUAGAAGGGGUUACACGGGGUUACAAGGGGUUACAAGGGGGUUACAAAGGGUUCCAAGGGGUUACAGAGGGUGACAAGGCGUUACAGUGGGUUAAAAAGUAUUAUAGAAACUUUUUUCUAUCUAGAACGUUCCCAGAUACUUUUUCUUGGUCUAUUUUGCAUAAAAAUAAUUGUUCAAGUUGAAGUUGGUUUUUGAAACCGAUGUUUUUGUUUUUCAGAAAGACUUGUUUGCUAUAUAAAACGUCGAAAAUCGUUUUUUCACGAUUUAUUUCAAAAUCUAUGACAUUGGAAUAGAUAGGGUGACAGAAGGGGUUACAGGGCGUUACAGGGUGUUUCAAGGGGUUACAAGGGGUUACAGGGGGUUACAAUGGGUUACAAGGUGUUAAAAGAGGUUACAGAAGGUCAC